UUUUGCAUAAAAUUUGACGUCAAAAACAUAAAUAGUUGAAAGAGUUGAGAGAGUAAUGAAAAGAAAAGAAAACAAAACUGAGGGACGACCAAAUCAUUCUCUUUCUUUUCUUCUCUCUCUCUAUUUCUUCCGACCGAACACAAGCAAAGCUUCUUCGAUCUUCCUCGUACUGUCUUCGUUUUUAAAUAAUGUCUGGAGAUGAUGAUGAACCUUCUUAUGGCUCUGGAGACGAAGUAAACAUCACUGAUGGACACAACAAGCGUAUCCCUCCAGCAACACCUUCUUCUGCUGCCUCUGGACCAACUCGUAAAAGAAGUCGCAAGGCCUGUGGCGAUGCCAUAGUCGAAGCCAUGCUAGAAAUCGCAGCGGCCUCCAAAAUGAGAGCGGCGGCUUUGGCUAACAACGGAGACAGAUUCUCGAUCAGCAAAUGCAUCAGAGCGCUUGAUGACUUGCAAGGUGUUGAUCAAGCUACCUACUUUGUUGCCUUGGAUCUGUUUGAGAAUGCUAGUUCACGGGAGAUUUUCAUCUCGUUGAAGUAUGAGAAACGGUUGAAGUGGCUACUGGGAAAGUGUAGAGCUUUGUAAUUUUUCUGUUGCAAGUUCUUGGUACUUAUGGUGAAAUGAUGUCAUUGAUCUUCUUCACUUGCUUAUAUAUGAAGAUGUAUCACUGGUGGAAAUCAAUUGAAUUGUUUUCUUAGACUAUCUCUUUAGUAUUGUAAAGCUGGAAAGGCCAAAUAAAGAGAGCGCACCAAUGUUAUUUACCAAAAGCUCAUUUGUUAAA
Brassica rapa (field mustard) is the source of this 780-nucleotide messenger RNA. RefSeq lists its product as uncharacterized. NCBI's taxonomy places the organism in Eukaryota, Viridiplantae, Streptophyta, Magnoliopsida, Brassicales, Brassicaceae. The record is from RefSeq and is a predicted model, not a curated record.